Molecule: messenger RNA, 1219 nt
Organism: Dromaius novaehollandiae (emu)
Lineage: Eukaryota; Metazoa; Chordata; Aves; Casuariiformes; Dromaiidae
Product: olfactory receptor 10A7-like
Exons: 1
Coding region: 254-1219 (321 amino acids)
Biological process (GO): G protein-coupled receptor signaling pathway
Cellular component (GO): membrane
Molecular function (GO): olfactory receptor activity; G protein-coupled receptor activity
Source: RefSeq, a predicted model, not a curated record
CCUAGUUCUUCUGUAUUUAAUGUGACUGUUUUUCUUAUUUCCUUGUUUUUAUUAUAAGGAUUUUUAUUGGGUUUAUUUUAGAUAAGUGUUAUUUGCCCAUCUAUGGUUGAUCACCCAGCCUACUGAAUAAUGGAAGUGUUUUCAGAGAAAUUCACUAUUAUAUCUUGAUCCCUAUAAACAUUUUCUUCUUUAUUUCUUCCGUGUUGGGUCAUGCAGACUGAGUUGGGAACCUUCUGAGGAACACCUCUUUCAAAUGGAAGCUGCCAAAGCACCAUGGCUCAGAAACCAGACCUAUUUCACCUUGCAAGGGUUCUCCCACCUUGCCACCCUUCAGGUCUUCCUCUUUGAGGGAAUCUUUCUGAUGUUCUUGAUCACAAUGACAGGGAACAUUCUCAUCAUUGUAAUUACAACCACUGACCCUGCCUUGCACACUCCUAUGUACUAUUUUCUCAAAAACUUGUCUUUGAUUGAAAUUUGCUUUUCAUUAAACAUAGUGCCCAAGAUGCUUGUAGAUUUGUUGUUGGAGAGAAAGGUCAUCUCUUUCUUUGCCUGUGCCCUGCAACUUUACUUUGUCAUAUUCUUUGUCACUUCUGAGUGUUUUCUCUUGGGUGCCAUGGCAUAUGACCGAUACAUGGCUAUAUGCCAUCCCUUGCAUUAUGCCACCACAAUGAACAGGAGAGUGUGUCUUCAUAUGGUCAUUGCAUGUUGGGUUUCUGGUAUGCCAUUUGCUGUAGGACUUACUGGUUGGCUAUUUAGCUACCCUUUUUGCAGCCCAAAGGAGAUUGAGCAUUUCUUCUGUGAUAUUUCCCCCAUUCUGGACCUGGUUUGUUCAGACACAUACUUAUUUGAGCUUCUUGUGUUCAUUGCCACUGUUAUAAUUGUUUUGAUCCCAUUUAUCUUGAUAGCAGCAUCUUACAUCCAGAUAAUCUGUGCCAUCCUCCGAAUGCCAUCCGCUGAAGGAAGGCACAAAGCUUUCUCUACCUGCAUUGCUCACCUUGUGGUGGUGACACUGUUCUGUUGCACAACUGGGGUGAUCCAUUUAAAGCCAAAGUCCAGUCUUUCGCUAAACAGCAAGAAAUUGGUGGCUCUUUCUUACACAGUAGUAACUCCUAUGCUGAACCCAAUCAUCUACAGCUUACGGAACAAAGAAGUAAAAAAUGCUCUGAGGAAGACAUGUGGAAGGAGACAGUUCUUCAGCAAGAUGUCUCUGCCCAGAUAG